Messenger RNA from Armigeres subalbatus, 3036 nucleotides. RefSeq lists its product as uncharacterized. Gene Ontology annotation, biological process: DNA integration; proteolysis. NCBI's taxonomy places the organism in Eukaryota, Metazoa, Arthropoda, Insecta, Diptera, Culicidae. The record is from RefSeq and is a predicted model, not a curated record. The coding region runs from base 1 to 3036 and encodes 1011 amino acids. Gene Ontology annotation, molecular function: zinc ion binding; aspartic-type endopeptidase activity; nucleic acid binding. The transcript has 5 exons.
AUGGAAAAUGAUUUGGAGUCGUUCUUCCUUGCUCAAAAUGUCGAAACACAGCGCGAUAAGCGUGCGCAAUUAGCGUAUCUUGGUGGGCCAGGACUUCAGGAAUUGUUACGCCAUUUGCCCGGGGUUAAUCAAGUCCCACAUGUAUCGAAUGAUCCACCAUAUUACGACGUUGCAAUUAAAAGCCUGAAUGAUUAUUUUGAACCGUUCCGUCGCAAGACGUAUGAGCGGCACAUCUUUCAUCAGAUUGUACAAAACCCUGAAGAAAGAUUUACGGAUUUCGUUAUGCGUUUGCGAAAGCAAAUUUCGAGGUGCAAUUACAAUGCGUGCGUUGUGGACGAACUAAUUGCUGAUCGCAUCACGCAAGGAUGCAAGUCGCAGGAACUUCGGACAAAACUUCUUCAGAGAGAUCGAUCGCUUGAGGAGAUCGUUGCGUUAGGAACCAGUAUGGCUGAAUCGUGGGAUCAGUCAAAGAAGCUGGUAAAACCCAAUACACAAACAAGACCUGAAUUCGAAGUUCAUUCUGUAGCAAAACCGCCUUUCCGUUCGUUUACUCAUCGAAGAGCAACCAACUCACCUGGUUUUCAAUAUCGGAAGCAGUCUGAUCGCCAACAGAACAAUUUCAAUUGCUACGGUUGCGGUCGGCGAGGUCAUGUUCAAGGAAGCAUCGAGUGUCCGGCAAAGCAGACUAAAUGUGCGGCAUGUGGCAAACUCGGUCACUGGGCAAAGAGAUGCUAUGCUGCAAGGCAAGGGUUUAAGCGCCGUGCCAAUGACAAUUCCUCAGAACCACAAGCCAAACGUAUUCGUGCGGUCCAGGAGGAAAUUGAAGACGGUCAACCGAAAGACUUUGUGUUUUAUGCGAUGGGACGAAUUGUUUUCAAUUUUUAUGUAGGCGGAGUCUAUAUUCCCAUGACGAUUGACUCCGGCGCAGAUGCUAACAUUAUCAAAAGGAGUGUUUGGGAGCAAAUGAAGGAAGCGGGAGAAUGCAACUACAAAGUAGGAGCGAAAUUUUAUGUUCUUGAGGAUGGCCUACGUUGCUUGUUCGGUGACCAAACAGCCAAGGACCUACAAGUUCUUAAAGUUGGAUAUGACAUUGAAGCAAUCGACACACAACGCUGCAGCCCGUUUCCAAAACUGCGAGGUGUGGAGGUAGAAAUACCGAUCAACGACCAAGUACAGCCAGUGCAACAGCCGUAUCGACGUCCACCAAUUGCGAUGGAAGAAAAGAUUGAGGAGAAACUUCGAACACUGCUAGAGCUCAACAUCAUCGAGCCUGCUCCAGGGCCAUCACCAUGGGUGUCACCUGUGGUGCCCGUGCUUAAAGAUUCCGGAGAAGUUCGCCUCUGUGUCGACAUGCGACGGGCUAAUCAAGCGGUCCUCCGGGAAACACACCCUUUACCGCUUGUAGAUGAGUUGUUGUCGUCAGUAUCGGGGGCAGUACUGUUUUCCAGACUUGAUAUCAAGGAUGCCUAUUAUCAGGUGGAGCUGUCCGAAAGGUCAAGACCGAUUACAACAUUUAUCACCAAGUAUAAACGCUUGAUGUUCGGGGUCAGCUGUGCCCCUGAAAUAUUUCAGAAAACAAUGGAGACAAUUACAGCUGGCCUCGAAGGAGUUAUCGUAUACCUGGACGACACUAUCGUGUUCGGCUCUAGGUCUGCCAACCUUGCUGACGUUUUUUCGAGACUGUGCGAACAAUCUCCCGAGCCUUUUGAUGAAAAAGGAGAGGAGUACAUUCGGAAUGUGGUGGCACAAUCAGUCCCCAUCGCAGUCACAUUACAAAAAGUUAAGGAAGAAACGGCUAGUGAUGAGGAGCUUCAACAGGUACUAAGGUGUCUUCAAUCAGGGUCAAUAGAAGGACUGCAAAAAGAAUACAAACCGUAUGCAGAUGAGCUUUGUAGUUUCGAUGGUGUUUUGCUAAGAGGUAGUCGACUGGUGGUUCCUUUUAAACUACGCGAAGAAGUUUUAAGUGUGGCUCACGAGGCGCAUCCGGGGAUUGCGGCUAUGAAGCGUCGCCUGCGUCAAAAAGUUUGGUGGCCGUGCAUCGACAAGCAGGUUGAGCAAAUUGUGAAGAAAUGUAAGCAGUGUAUACUUGUUUCUUCUCUUGGGCCACCGGAGCCUUUAAAGAGUACUAAAAUGCCUGAGAAACCAUGGGUUGAUAUAGCGGUUGAUUUCAUGGGACCACUCCCUUCGGGCCAUACACUGUUCGUGCUAGUGGACUACUACAGUAGAUUCACAGAAACAAUUGUUAUGAAACAAAUAACGGCGAAACGCACAGUACAGGCUCUGCAUGAGACUUUUAGCAGAUUUGGAGUGCCUGAAACUAUUAGGUCGGAUAAUGGACCACAGUUUGUGAGCGAGGAAAUGCGUUUAUAUUGUAAUGAAUAUGGUAUAACACUGAGGAAAACAACGCCGUACUGGCCACAAGCUAACGGUGAAGUGGAACGGGCGAACAAAACAAUAUUGAAACACCUUAAGAUAAGUCAACAGACAGCAAGGGUGGCACCUUCAAUGUUGAUGUUCAAGCGAUUGUUCCGAGAUAAGCUACCCAGCUACAGUGAACAACCCAAUGGGGAGGAGGAGGAGAUAUUAGAUAGAGACAGGGAAAGGAAACAGAAAGAUGCUGAUUAUGCGGAUGGCAAACGUCAUGCAAAGACCUCAGAUAUUUCAGAGGGGGAUACUGUUGUGGUGAAACGAGUUGUGAAAGAGAAUAAACUCUCGACAACAUUUGCACCCGAAGAGUAUACAGUGACAAAACUAGUAGGAUCAGAAGCAACGGUUAAAUCUAAUACUUCGGGACGAGUGCUGCAAAGAAAUGUGGCGCAUCUGAAGCCACUCCCUGUACCGGAAAAUUCAUCAAACAAUGAUUUAUCUGGCAAUGUACCAACUGAGUUCCUUUCUUCGAAACAAAAUAACAGAAAUGAAGCGGGAGCCGAAUUUAGUGGAAUACGAAAGGAUAUGAGAUCGAAUCGAGGUUUGCGGAUGUUACGGAGACCAGGAUAUCUGAAGGAUUACCACACUGACACAGUAUACGACGUUUAA